Messenger RNA from Pelagomonas calceolata, 2098 nucleotides. NCBI's taxonomy places the organism in Eukaryota, Pelagophyceae, Pelagomonadales, Pelagomonadaceae. The record is from the annotation of a GenBank genome assembly.
AUGCCCACGCCGUCGACGACGCCGUCGUCGACGCCCCGCCGCAUUUUAGACACAGACGCCGUCGAAACACUCCUGAAACAGCAGGGCGUCGACGACGCCGAGCAGGCUUAUGUACUGGAAGCGUGCAACGAAGGUUUUGAUCAAAUACUGGACCUGAGCGCGUGCCCCAAGUUGAGGACGUUAAACGUGAACGGGAAUCGGUUGAAGGACCUGCGGCACCUGCAGGGCGCGCCGCACCUCCGCGAACUGAAGGCAGGAAAUAAUCGCCUAGAAGAUGCUGAUGAUGUGGAGUUCUGCAAGGAACUCGAGACGCUGCAUCUGCACAACAAUCCGGGCCUCGAGAAGGCGCCGCGGUGUUUGGGGAAAUUGCGGCAUCUGAGGACUUUGAGACUAGACAGAUGUGGCUUGGUCGAGUUAGGUUCAGGACUGAGGAAUUGUAAUUCGAUACGCGUGUUAGAUUUGAGUGGCAAUUGCAUCUCAGCGCUCUCUACGUCAUUAGCGUCGCUCUCAGGCUUAGUGGAACUGGACCUGUCGGGCAACGAACUUAAGAGAAUCCCGACCGGUGCGUUAGAUGGGUGCCGAGCGACGCUGGAAAGUCUGAAACUGUCAGACAACGAGCUCGGCGCGUCGCCGGUCCAGGAGCCCUCCGAGCUCGUGAACGGCGUUCAAAGAAAACUAAGACGAUUACCGGCCAAGAAGUCGAAGCGGAGCGGCCCGCUGGACGGGUUGCAGCGCUUCGCUUCUCUAAAAACAUUACAUGUGGCGGGCAACCGCUUUGCGUCCUUCGCGGCGUUUCCUUUGCUGUCCGAGCUGAACGAGCUGGACGUCGCGCGGAACCGCCUCGAGUCCCUCGGAGGGUUAUCAACGAAGUGUCCUGCCGUCGAUGUUUUAGAUGCGUCCGACAAUUGCAUCGGUGAUCUAGGGGGUCUGGCCGGAUCGCUGGGCGCCUUGUCUCAUUUAGCAGAACUGCGCUUGAAGGGCAACCCCUGCGUGCCUCUACAAAGACCAAAAUCGUCGAGACGGCCGCAGUCGCGGUCGAGACCAGUAUCGCGAGCCGGGACGAAGACGCCCGCCUGGGCCCUCGUCUGCGCGCGGGCCUGCACGACGCUCGAACUCUUAGAUGAUUUCCAGCUCAAGGACGGCGCAGCAGCCCCACCGUCGGACAAGAAGCCCCAUCCCGUGAGGCAGGUCGAGCCCAUGGCCGACACGGACGCACGGGCCCAGGAGUUCCGGGCCUUGUUGCAGGGGGCGCGAAGCACGUUGCGAGUUAUGGAGCAGAAGGAGGUCGCAUUGGUCGCGGGCGGGUGCAAGCCGCCACCAUCGAGGCCGAGACCGCCACCAAGAGAUUAUUCUACGAACAACGCGCUCGCGAAGAAAUUGUCAGGGCUGGAGCGCGCCCUGGCCUUCAACAAGACGAAGCCGGAGGUCGAGGUCACGAAGCCGGUGCUGGCGCCGGUGACGCCGCCCCAGGCCGUCGACCGGGCCUUCGCCGUCGACGAGGACGACGAGUCCUUCCUCGAGCGACGGCGGGAGGCCUGGGCCGAGGAGAAGGUCGAAGAGUUAGUUAUAGACUCGGAUAGCUCCGAUGACGAAGGUGUUGAGCAGAAGACGCCUGUUUUAGUUGCGCCCUCGCCGCUGCGAGAAUUGCCACCGGAGCUCCAGAAAACUUUGGACGUGUUUUUGACGAACACGGCGACGCCCGCGCAACUCAAGGAAGCGGCAGAAACGACCGCCGAGGCCCUGAAGGCUUGCUUGACGGCCGGCGGUCUCAAGGAGGAAUCUGAUUCUGAUAGUGUAGAUGAUCCCGAAGCAUUUGCGAUCAAGGCCAAGUACGAGUCCGCCAAGGUCGACUACGAGGCGGCCAUGAAGUCUGCCUUAGAUGAGAAGAGUGGAUUUGGGGAUAGUGAGGACGAGGACGCCCAAUGGCCGCCCGACGCGUCCGGUUUUAUGGGCACGGAGACGCCCGUGUCGUCGCCCCCGAAGCCCCGGAAGACGACGCCGCCGGUGGCAAGACGGCCUCCCAAGAAGAAGGCGGCCUUCGUCGUCCCGCGGCGGGGGUCCAAGGACGCGGUCCACCUCUAAGUUUGCAAGUAGUAGU